Messenger RNA from Melospiza georgiana, 667 nucleotides. RefSeq names its product retinol binding protein 2 (gene RBP2). The record is from RefSeq and is a predicted model, not a curated record. The transcript is spliced from 4 exons. Gene Ontology annotation, biological process: fatty acid transport. Lineage: Eukaryota; Metazoa; Chordata; Aves; Passeriformes; Passerellidae. Gene Ontology annotation, cellular component: nucleus; cytosol. Gene Ontology annotation, molecular function: fatty acid binding. The coding region runs from base 39 to 446 and encodes 135 amino acids.
GUUCUCCUGAGCUGAAGCUGCCUCCGUGCUCUGCCACCAUGCCCGCCGACUACAAUGGCACCUGGGAGAUGCAGACCAAUGAAAACUUCGAAGGAUACAUGGUUGCUUUAGGUAUUGACUUUGCAACUCGUAAGAUUGCCAAACACUUGAAACAAACCAAGGAGAUUGUUCAAAAUGGAGACAAUUUUAAAACCAGAACACUCAGCACUUUCAGAAACUAUGAUCUGGAUUACACUGUGGGCGUGGAGUUUGAGGAGCACACCAAAGGACUGGAUAACAGAGUGGUGAAGUCCCUGGUGACCUGGGAUGGUGACAAACUGGUCUGUGUGCAGAAAGGUGAAAAGAACAACAGGGGCUGGAAGCACUGGAUUGAAGGAGACAUCCUGCACCUGGAACUGACAUGUGAAGACCAGGUGUGCCAUCAGACAUUUAAGAAGAAGAACUAAAAUGGAGCAGAAAACCUCCCAGAUUUUCAUCACAAUGUUGGUUUUGUCUGAAGAGAAGAAUGGAGCCAGAUUUUCAUUCCUUUGACGCUUCUAUGUGAAGAUAUUACCUGCCUGUUUAUGGAAACAAACACAUUUUAUACAAAUAACAUCAAAGAGUUACAUACCUCAUAAAUUCCUCUACCUUCCAGUCUAGAGUUGAAUAAAAGUAAUUUUCUUUCAAA